AUGUCCUUUGGGCAGAGCAUGAUACCCCCCUCUACAGUGCAUUCUUCUAAUAACUAUAAUCUCCCUGAAACCACGUUUCAAAAUAUCCAUAAAGUAAAUGUAAUAGUUUUACAAUAUGCUUUUCUCUUGCAGACCAUGUUUACAGCAUGCGAGCUGGGAGUGUUUGAUUUGCUACAUGAACUAGGGGAGCCUCUGACAACAGAAACCAUUGCUUCUCGCUUGUGUACCAGUGUAGAUGGAACAGACCGGCUGCUCACUGCCUGUGUUGGACUGAAACUCCUGAAAGUUGAACUGAAGAACAAUGAAGCUUCUUAUUCCAACACAGAUCUUUCCUCCAUAUAUCUGGUCAAGUCAAGUCCAAAGUCACUGUAUCACAUGAUGAUGUACCACUCUAACACUAUCUAUACGUGCUGGCAAUUCUUACCACAAGCUGUAAGAGAAGGCAAAAGCCAGUAUGAAAGAGCUUUUGGGGUAUCGUCAAAAGAUAUAUUUACAGCCAUUUACAGGUCAGAAGAGGAGAUGGUGGCUUUUGUAAGUUUUAUGGACUCCAUAUGGAAUAUAUGUGGAAAGUAUGUGAUACAAGCUUUUGACCUCUCGAUGUUUCACACAGUCUUUGACCUUGGAGGAUGUUCUGGAGCUCUUGCAAAACAAUUUGCAUCUACAUAUCCCGGAUCUACUGUCACUGUUAUGGACCUGCAAAAUGUGAUACAAACUGCAAAGAAAUAUUUCAUGACAGAUAGUGAUCAACAUAUAUCUUUCAUUGAAGGAGAUUUCUUUAAUGACCCAAUUCCUGAAGCAGACCUAUUUAUUAUAGCCAGGAUUAUACAUGACUGGACAGAAGAUAAGUGUCAUCUGUUGCUGAAUAAAGUUUACCAAUCCUGUAGACCUGGAGGUGGAGUUCUUCUGGUUGAAGUUCUUUUAAAUGAAGACAGAAGUGGCCCUGUGACUUCCCAGCUGUACUCAUUAAACAUGUUGGUCCAGACAGAAGGCAGAGAAAGGACCCCAUCUGAAUACACCAAGAUUCUCACAGACUGUGGCUUCAGGGACAUACAAGUGAAAUCAACUGGAAAGCUUUAUGAUGCAAUCCUGGGGAAAAAAUUGGCAUGAUUUUCGCGUUUAUAGAAAUUCUAAUCCUUUGUUUCUAAUUUAUUAUUUGU
Messenger RNA from Pseudophryne corroboree (corroboree frog), 1157 nucleotides. RefSeq names its product acetylserotonin O-methyltransferase-like. NCBI's taxonomy places the organism in Eukaryota, Metazoa, Chordata, Amphibia, Anura, Myobatrachidae. Bases 1 to 1107 code for a protein of 368 amino acids. The record is from RefSeq and is a predicted model, not a curated record. The transcript is spliced from 8 exons. Gene Ontology annotation, molecular function: acetylserotonin O-methyltransferase activity. Gene Ontology annotation, biological process: methylation; melatonin biosynthetic process.